Messenger RNA from Ruditapes philippinarum (Manila clam), 2527 nucleotides. RefSeq lists its product as uncharacterized. Lineage: Eukaryota; Metazoa; Mollusca; Bivalvia; Venerida; Veneridae. The record is from RefSeq and is a predicted model, not a curated record. The transcript is spliced from 4 exons. Bases 397 to 1014 code for a protein of 205 amino acids.
ACACAACGGGCGUGCUGUGACGAAACGUUUAGUUUACAUGUCUUUUGAUAAACCUAAAAUCGUUUAUUGAAUAAAUAAUUUUCAAAUAUAUCAAAUGAUCCGGCAUUGACAGACGAGAAUGCCUAUUUCACAGUUUACUAAAUAUUAAAAUGUCUUUAACGCGAUUUAAUGCCAUAUAUAAGACUUUAAAUAUAGUCAUAUCAUGUAUGUUACUACAAAUGUAAAUGUAUAUGCUUGAUUCCACGGUCUUGUUGAUAUAACAUUAGUUUUAUUUACUUACGAUUUUUAGUGAAAAAGAAACAAAUGUUUUAUGUGUGUGACAUGCGGUGAACAAUUCUAUAUAUGUACAUGAAAUAUUUUGCUUUAUAAUAAUAAUUUAUCAACUUUGGAUUAAUCAUGGCAACUUCUCGUUUAAGACAGCGGAGACAGGAGAUUAUGUCAGCUCCACCCAUGAGUCGCCUUCCUCGGCUAGAUUCAUUUCAACUUCAAAGAGAGUUGACUCUACCAGGACGCCGCCAAGGAACAGCAAAAAUCAGACAAGAAUUUUUUGACAGCAGACGAGAUGACUUUGUACAGGAAACAUCUAAAAAGGCAGAGAUAGAACGUUUAAAACAAUACAGGCGAUUCUUAGAUAGUAUGAAAUUACUACGCAAAAACAGCGUGAAACACAACCAACCAGUGACAGAAAAUAGUGAAUGGGCAAGAGAAAUCACAAAAAUAGAUCUUCCAGAACGUCUGCCGAUUACAGUACCAAUACGACUGAAAAGCGCUCAACCAAUACCACCACGUCACGGGCAUUUACCAAACACAAACCCUAUUUUCUACCGUGUGAGAUUGUCUUCUUCCGCUGAUGAAAAUGAAACUUGCACGUUAUUCACGGGAGACAAUAAGUCACCGGUAAAACAGAAACCUCAGUACUUUAUAAGUCAAGACUGGAGCUCUGAAAAGGCAUCGUGGUUUAAUCUUCACCAUCGUGUCCCAGAAUUUCAGAAAACAAACUGGAUAUGUUGUUAACCAGUAAUUAACCAAGCAAUUAACUGACUAAUUUUCCUUUGAUAUUUAAUUGUUCAGUAUAAAAAUGUAAAUAUGCUCACACCCUAAAGUCAGAUUCCUACGAUGUGAAUUCUACAAGAUCUAAUAACAGUUACUGUAAUGUGUAAAUCUCAUACAAGCACUGAAAAGGCUGCGAGGCUGUCAACUUCACGAAUUUCGAAUCUCCUGAAUGAAAACUUUUAAGUUCAGCAUCUUGAAAUAUAAAGAUCGUGCUUGUAAUGACAUAAGGAAGUGAUGAUAGUGGCAUUUCCGACUGUUCUCGUGUUUGUAAUAACCGUUGCUUUCAUUAGGUUGCUAAGCUGCCAAUUUUAGACUGCCAGUUUGCUAAGCUGCCAACUUCAGACUGACAGGUUGCUAGGCUGACAACUUUAGGCUGGUAGGCGAACAUGUGAUAAAUGUGCAUGUUUUAAUUAGCGACUAUAGCCCUAGACCACAUAAGCAUCUAUCGAAUUUGUUUGGGAUAUUUUUUCUUCUAAUAGCAUUUUGAUUAGCAUUUUUAAAUAGCCCUUAUUUAUAAAUCAGAAACAUAAUGUGUUAAUAAGGCGAUUAUAGAUCUACUAACUUUAUUCCAUCAUGGCUUAGACUUAGACAUUUUAAGGUUACAAUGACAUACAAUUCGUAUGCAAUUAUAAAUUCAAGGUAUCUUUUGUAUUUCUAUGAAGUUUAUAAAUUAUUAAACGAAUUGGCAACAUGACAAAUGUUCGGUUUCAAAAUUUAAUUAUCUUUGCUUCUAUUCAUUACCAGUAUGGGACCUACAAAUUGCAAUCAUUAAUCUUGUAUAAAUCAUUUCAGGAAUUCUAAAAUGAUUAAAAAAAGUUAAGUGUCUAUAUUAAACGGGAAUUUCAUUACUAAAAUGCUAAAAUAAUUAGCAUUAUUGAUUUGUGUAUGUUGCAGUGCAUUUGAAGAAAAUAACCGGUUGAUAUUUCUUAUUUAAUACAAACAUUCAUAAUUAAAGUAUAAAAGGUAUCUGAAACAUAUUAAUUGCUUAUAUCCUCUAAGUUAAGUAUGCCACCUUAUACUUAUAACCGUACCAGAACACUUAUUUGAAAUAAGGGCAUUCCGAUUUAGGUUUUAAAAAUUUAUUUUCGUGAGGAAAAUAAAAUUGCCAUCCGGACACAUUACCAUAUUGUCUUUGAAAUGUCUCGUAUGAUGCUGUGGUUGCAGUAUGGUUUGUCAUUUUUUAUCAUUUCUUCUCUGAAUGAAUCUUGGCUCAUUCCUUUGAUAUUAAUUUUAUAGGUCAACGCCAUGGUUUUGUUUUAUAAAGCAACGGCAAUUUAAAAGAUUAAUGUCUAUAUUAAAUGUAUUAUAUAUGUAAAUAUUUUUCUCUAUCUCUAGUGUAGUAAUUGAAAAUCGGGUUUUUAAUUGUGAAAUAAAUUAGCACCAUUCAAAAAGAUUUCUUACUUCAUGAUAGUAUCUGUGUUUGAUUAACGUGUUCACCUUGACGAAACAUCAGGUCUAUAAUAAAAUGUACACU